Aspergillus homomorphus CBS 101889 is the source of this 1269-nucleotide messenger RNA. Its product is annotated as acetolactate synthase regulatory subunit. The record is from RefSeq and is a predicted model, not a curated record. The transcript has 2 exons. NCBI's taxonomy places the organism in Eukaryota, Fungi, Ascomycota, Eurotiomycetes, Eurotiales, Aspergillaceae. Gene Ontology annotation, cellular component: acetolactate synthase complex; mitochondrial nucleoid. Bases 81 to 1073 code for a protein of 330 amino acids. Gene Ontology annotation, biological process: branched-chain amino acid biosynthetic process. Gene Ontology annotation, molecular function: acetolactate synthase regulator activity.
UCCUCGCCCAUAAGCCCUCCCCCCUCAGCCUGCCUUUUUUACCGUCUUGCAGGGCCCCUUCCCCCCUGAUCACGGCAAAUAUGGCAUUCCGGCGCCCCGUGAUGCUGUCUGCGACAGCGUCAUCGACGGCCUUCCUGGCUGUGACCAGCAGGACCUCGACCUCGCGCCUGGCCGCUACUGUUCCGCGAUUCAGCAACGUCUCCUCCCUCUCCUCCUCGGCGCGAGCCUCCAGCAGCUCGACCUCCGCACUCGCCUACAAGGCGCUGCACCGCCGCUCGCCACUCCCGCUGCCCGUGUCCGACACCUCGCCGCAAUGGGACGCGCCGACGGCGGUGUCGUCUAUCCUGUACGAGACGCCGACGACGCCGACGAACCCGCCCAAGCGCCACAUCCUGAACUGUCUGGUGCAGAACGAGCCGGGAGUGCUGUCGCGCGUGUCGGGAAUUCUGGCCGCCCGCGGCUUUAACAUCGACAGUCUGGUGGUGUGUAACACCGAGGUGGAGGAUCUGUCCCGCAUGACCAUCGUGCUGCAGGGUCAGGACGGAGUCGUCGAGCAGGCCCGCCGCCAGCUGGAUGACCUGGUCCCCGUUUGGGCCGUUUUGGAUUACACCGACUCGGCGCUGGUGCAGCGCGAGCUCCUCCUCGCCAAGGUCAGCAUCCUGGGCCCCGAGUUCUUCGAGGAGCUGCUCCAGCACCACCGCGAGAUCACCACCCCCGGCGAGCAGUCCGGUGCCUCCCAGAAGAACAUCGCCAAGACUGAGUUCCACCCUCGCAACCUGCCCCAGAGUCAGGCUCUCCGCCACAAGCACGAGCAUCUCGAUGCCAUCACCCGCUUGACUCAUCAGUUCGGCGGCAAGGUCCUCGAUAUCAGCACCAACAACUGCAUUGUCGAAGUCUCCGCUAAGCCUUCCCGUAUCGACUCCUUCAUGAAGCUUAUCGCUCCCUUCGGUGUGCUCGAAUCCACCCGUACCGGUCUGAUGGCCCUGCCCCGUUCUCCUCUCUUUGAGCCUACCGAGGAGCUGGAGAAGGACGCUGCCGACGUUGUCGAUGCUAGCACCCUUCCCCCUGGUUAAACUUUCCUCCCCACCUCAAAAUAUCCAACGUCGAAUAUCCUGCAAUGAGAACCAGUCUGUAUUUUUUUUUCUUCUUUUUAUUUUCAAGCAAGACUCCAUCCCUGUAAAUUUGUCAAAACACUUGAGCUAGGAAUCUAUUUCGGAUAAUACGUCAUUGAAGCUUCUGAGUUUGUUUUAGCCCUUGUCGAGCUAUGAG